Molecule: messenger RNA, 2392 nt
Organism: Acanthopagrus latus (yellowfin seabream)
Lineage: Eukaryota; Metazoa; Chordata; Actinopteri; Spariformes; Sparidae
Product: probable G-protein coupled receptor 34
Exons: 3
Coding region: 386-1684 (432 amino acids)
Biological process (GO): G protein-coupled receptor signaling pathway
Cellular component (GO): membrane
Molecular function (GO): G protein-coupled purinergic nucleotide receptor activity
Source: RefSeq, a predicted model, not a curated record
CAGAGAUGCAAUGAUAGGGAGAGAGAGAAAACAAGAGGCAGAGACAAGAGGACAGGCAGACAAGAGCCCAGAAGAGUCCACAAAAUACAGAAAGAGAGGACAAGGACUAAUAGAACAAAAGAGUGAGGGCAGGCUGAUUGCUGCAAGGAGGACGGGGAGGAGCAGGCACUCUGAAAAGGAUGUGAGAAGAAAGAGAAGAGAAGAGGAGACCGCACGAUACAUGACUCAUUCAAAGACUGGAGUGAAAGUUUCAUGGAGGAAAAACACACACUGGACUGCUGUACUCUCGCACCUCUCUGCACAUUCCCAGAUUUUUAAACUGAAGCUGUGCUCAAUCUCCCACGGAAAGAAUAUUGAUGAGCCUGAUGAUUAACCGUCAUACACGAUGACCACUUCAUCUUCUGCCUCUUAUUUAACCUUUGCUCCACCAGCCUCUGCAUCAUCUAACUCCUCAAUUCCCAUCCCUCCUACAUCUCUUGCCAUUUCCACGUCAUCCUUCGUCUCUGCCACCUCCCUCUCCCCUCCCUACUCUCUUUUCACCAUCUCCACCUCCACCUCAAACCAGACUAUACCAUGUUCGUUUGAUGACCCUCCCCUCCGUGUGCCACUUGCAGUCCUUUACUCCCUGUUCUUCAUCUUUGGGCUCCUGGGUAACCUCUUUGCCCUGUGGGUAUUCCUUUUUCUACAUAAAAGCCGUAACUCUGUGCGGGUCUUCCUCAUCAACUGCGCUGUGGCUGAUCUGGUCCUGCUGGCGUGUUUGCCUUUCAGGGUUUUCUACCAUGUUAAUGGAAACAAAUGGGUGCUGGGAUCUGUGGCCUGCAAGAUUGUUGGGAAUCUGUUCUACAUGAACAUGUACAUAAGCAUUACAUUGCUGGGGCUCAUCAGCUUGGACAGAUACUUGAGGAUAAAUGGGAAAGGCAGAGCGAGGAGAGGCAUGAGGAUGACGCUGUGGGGGCACAGUCGUCCAUGGAGCUGGGUGGCAUGCAGCGCUCUGUGGGGUCUGUCACUGGUGGCGCUGGUGCCCAUGAUCGCAAUGGCAGAAGACAAAGAGAGCAGUGACAAAUGCUUCCAGUAUAAGCAGCGUAACAGCAAAGCUACAGGGAAAGCCUACUUCAAUGCAGGGCUAGUGGCGUUGUUCUGGCUCGUCUUCACCAUGCUGAUGGUCUCCUAUGCAAAGAUCGCUUUGCAGUUGUUGAGGGUGUCAAGGGACAAGCCUGACCUUCCCAACGCACAGAGAUAUAAACGGACUGCCAAGAAGUCCUUCUUUGUCCUCUUCCUGUUCACCGUCUGCUUUGGGCCCUACCACGCCUUCCGACCCGUCUACAUCUCAGCCCAGCUCAGCGGUAAGGAACCUUGUGACUACUUACACCGUGUGGAUCGCACCAAUGAGGUGAUGCUGUUACUCUCUGCCUUCAAUAGCUGUUUGGAUCCUGUCAUGUACUUCCUGUUAUCUGGCUCAGUUCGCAAAACCGCCCUCAAAGCACUGGGGCACCACUUUGGCAACCGGCUUCUCUUCCUAAACGACGCAACAUCUAACAGCUCAACUACAGAGUUCAGACGACCAUCUGUGCCUAUGGCCUUACCCAACACUCCCUCAGUCACCCCUAGAACAAGUAUCUGUGUCAUCAACUCCACCCUGCACCGUACAGGACUAACCACGGUUCCACCUGCAAGCCAACAGUGAUGACAAAUAAUGUAAGCCUGAAGACUGGGGAAAUACAAAUUUGACAUUUCUAACAUGGCAAUUCUCUGUUAAACGAACUAAGCAUUUCUAAACAAAUCGCCUACCAUUGAAAAAAUCAUUGUGCUUUGUUUAAAUACUUAGGUGUUCUUGCUGUGUUAGCUUCUGAACGUCAGUGCUUAGUGGGAAUCGUUGUUUCAAUUAUCGUCAAAUGUGAGUGUGAAAAUAAUGUGUGAGGUGAUGCAGUCCAGUAACUACUGUGAGUACAGCUUUUCUAAGAGUACAUGGCCUGUAUUUCCCAUCAGAGAGUGCGACAUUGUUUCUAAAAGAAGUGUGUGUAAUGUGUUUGUAAUAAUGGCUUAAGUAUCUGAUGAAAAAUGUUAAGUACAUUUUACUCUUUACUCUCUUUUGAUGUCUAUUUGAAUUAAAAAAAAAGAUGCUUUGACAGACAAAAAUGCAGACCUAUAAAUGUGUUGUUUCUGUCAGCUUAACUUGGUCUGAGGUCCUCUUAGACUCUAAUGUCUUGAAUGUGUUAAAAAAAAAAAAAAAAAAAAACUACCCAUCUAUUGUUAGCAUACACAAACAGCAACAGUAAUGUGCAACUACUAUUUAACCCCCGUUUGACCCAGCAGCACACACAGCUAUUAGUUUAAACACUGAAAACAAGGCUGUGUUGAUCCCUCUGGGGACUGGUGUGAGGAUCAAAGGCCU